Messenger RNA from Vicia villosa (hairy vetch), 1406 nucleotides. RefSeq lists its product as uncharacterized. The coding region runs from base 446 to 1162 and encodes 238 amino acids. The record is from RefSeq and is a predicted model, not a curated record. The transcript has a single exon. NCBI's taxonomy places the organism in Eukaryota, Viridiplantae, Streptophyta, Magnoliopsida, Fabales, Fabaceae.
UCAUUUCAUAUAUUAUAUGAAUAUUAUUAUUUUUAUUAUCAUAUGAUAUAUGAUAUGAUGAUAAUAAAUUAGUGAAUGAUGACCCUUCUUUGUCUUCUUAGCUUCUUCAUCAACUCACUUUUCAACCCUUAAAACCCAUUUCCAACACACUGAUUUUUCACCUCAUCAAUUUCUCAAUCUUGUUUAUCUCUAUUUGAUUGGAUCAUCAUCUCAUCUCAUCACAUAUUGAAUUUGAAUUUGACCAAAAAAAAUCUCAUUUUGUGAAUUUUGAUCCAUCUGGGCACCGACAGAAUUUGAUAUUUUUCUGUGCUUAGAUCACUUCAAAGUUGCAAUCUUUUCGAGAUUUUGGAUUCUGGGUCGUUUGAAUCUCGGUUAAUUAUUGGUGGGUUUGAUCUAAAAAUUCGAUUUUUCGAGUUUUUUUUAUAGUUUUUGUGGUGUUUUUGAAAUGGUCUAUUUCCAUAGCUCAAUCUCUCUUUGUAAGUCAGUUGAUCAACCUCCAAUUCCAUCCAUGGCGAAUUUGAUUGAUUUCGGUUCGAAAUUCGGAUCGAAAUCGAGGCAAAGUAGUAACUUUCAAAGGAAUCGGAGGAGUUAUAAUAGUUCAUCAUCGAAUUCUCUUCAGAUUCCGCCUUGUGAUCGAUCUAGAUCAGCUAUAGUUGAUGUUGUUAUCUUCAUUGCUGUUGUUUGUGCUUGUGGCUAUUUGUUCUUUCCUUACAUAGAAUUUGUAGUGGUUAAUUCAAUUCAGAUUACAAGCAUGGUGUUGUUUUUGAUUAAGGAAGAGUUUUCGAUCGCGCCUUCGAUUUAUAUAUCGAUAGGAUUGAGUGUUGCCUGUGCUGUGUUUGCUACUUGGGGUGUUGUUGUUUGCACGACAAACAAAUGCGGUAAUCGAAAUUGUAAGGGUUUGAAGAAAGCUGCAGAGUUUGAUAUUCAAUUAGAGACUGAGGAUUGUGUGAAGAAUUCGCCCUCUAUUGUGAAAGAUGGUGGUGUUUGUAAGAAGGGUUUAUUCGAAUUGCCUCGCGAUCAUCAUAAGGAGCUUGAGGCGGAACUUAAGAAGAUGGCGCCGAUUAAUGGAAGAGCUGUGCUUGUGCUGAGAGCUAGGUGUGGUUGUUCUGUUGGUAGGUUAGAAGUUCCGGGACCGAAGAAACUUCGAAAGAUCAAGAAGUAGGCAACAACAUCGCAGCAACAGAUCGAUAUCCUUUUGAUUUAUAGGGAGGGAGAAGGAUUGACGAAAUGGAUAGUUGGAUUUGAUAUAGAAUUUGUAAUCUGUCUGGAUCUGAUUUUCUCAUUCUUUGAGGAAUCUGGAUGUUUUUAAAUAAGCCUUUUGGUAAUAAGUUGUAAGGAACUAUGUUUCAUAGAAAAUUUAGUUGGUUAUACUUGAGAAUAUACAUAAAAACAAUAAUUUGAAUUUA